Messenger RNA from Rhinocladiella mackenziei CBS 650.93, 1248 nucleotides. RefSeq lists its product as uncharacterized. The transcript has 2 exons. The record is from RefSeq and is a predicted model, not a curated record. Lineage: Eukaryota; Fungi; Ascomycota; Eurotiomycetes; Chaetothyriales; Herpotrichiellaceae. The coding region runs from base 1 to 1248 and encodes 415 amino acids.
AUGGAGAUCGCACAUACUCUGUUCGCCCGGAUACCUGUGAUAUCCGCCACCCAGAAAGGUCCUGUUGUCAAUUUGGUGUCAUGGGUUGCUAUGACUACUACAUGUCUGGCGGUCAUUACUGUCCUCAUUAGUAAACUGAUCGUUCUGAGGAGACUGGUGUGGAAUGAUGCUAUCAUCAUUGCAGCCAUGCUAUCUUCCAUCGGAUUCACCAUUGCCAUCAAUAGCCAAGUAAGCCAUGGUCUAGGCUCCAAAUUGUCGACCGUCUCAAGUGCGGAGUACGCGGGCUUUCAAAAGGCUGGAUAUGCGUGGAAUAUCCUCUAUAUUGCUAGCUUGGCCUUCAGCAAGGCUUCUACCCUCUCCCUUCUUAUCGCAUUGUCACCAAAUAGGACCUACCGUGAUCCCAUGCUGGCCGUGGGUGGGCUUAUUGCUGUCUGGGCUUUCACUGCCGUCAUUGGGAGUGCAUUCCAAUGUGACCUUCCACACCCGUAUUUCAUCACUACCAACGAGUGUUUCAGUCAGGUCGGGUUCUGGGACGCAAUCGGUGUCAUGGAUAUCUUAAGCGACUUCACCAUCAUGGCUCUUCCCGUGAUAUUGGUCUACAAUCUACAGCUGUCUUUGCAAAAGAAAGUCGCAGUCUGCUUCGCCUUCUCGUUCCGCAUUUUCGCUGCCGGCUGCACGAUAUGGCGCUUGAGCGGAAUGCAUAAAUUCUACGACCGAGACGCAGACAUCACUUUGGACAGCUGGCUACCAACCAUUGCGACCAUUUUGGAAGUCUUCUUCGGCGUCUUCUCAGCAUGCGUUCCUCAUCUGAGACCGUUCAUGGAAUCGAUCCAGGCCGGCUAUCUUUCUGGGGUGAUCCAAGAAGGAGACGGACGCUUCGGCUAUGGCAACGACAGCUAUUUAAUGGGCAAGAUGGCUCAGAGCAAAGCCGCCUCUGCGAUCCGAAGCCAGGCUCUCAAGACCGAGGCUCGAAGUGAUAGCUUCGAACUUCCCCAUCAGAGAACUAAAGGGGUCGAAGCCGCCGACCGUCAUGGUAUCGGCCAUGCUCUGACCAGCAGUAACCGCGUCGUGAUCAAUACCGUGCGAGGCGGUGCGAAGGUGGAAAAGGACAGCACCGGAUCAGUACCGGAGAGGAACAGGAGUGAAAGUAUAGGGUCUGACGGUGCCAGAAGUCAUGUGAGUGAUGGCAGCAAAGCUAUGAUCAUUAAGACCACAAAGGAAUGGAGCGUGAGAUACCAGGAUGUAUGA